Messenger RNA from Papaver somniferum (opium poppy), 2114 nucleotides. RefSeq lists its product as uncharacterized. NCBI's taxonomy places the organism in Eukaryota, Viridiplantae, Streptophyta, Magnoliopsida, Ranunculales, Papaveraceae. The transcript is spliced from 3 exons. Bases 929 to 1567 code for a protein of 212 amino acids. The record is from RefSeq and is a predicted model, not a curated record.
AUCGGAAGAGUCCAGAGUAGGAAAAUGGAAGGAGCCAUCAUUUAGGUUGCCACUUCUUCUUGGACACUCUACACGUAAGCCUUUUACAUGUAACCUUUUGAGUUUAACCUUAAGAACUGUAAGAGGAGCGUUGCUUUAAACUAAGCUGGCAGGACCACUAUGGUAAAAUCUGUCCUUAACUUUCUUCACACUCAUCAAAUGGGUUGUUUCAACAUCCCUAAAGGCAUAGGCCUAUGACAAUCAACAAAAAAUUUAUUUGUUGAGCCAGGUGGAUGGGAAACGUGAUUGCACUAUGAAAAAGCAGUGGACGGUGGGUCAAGAAGCACACGGGCGAAGACACCCGCGUGCGGGUGAGAAUCAUACGCGAUGGGUGAUCACAAACCAUGGGGAUGAGGAGAACAUAUUGGCGGGAGAAGAGAAUCCUCGAACUGUUAAAAACCUAACGGCUCUCUUCUCAACGGCUACAAUUUUGAAACCUAUAAAAUCCUUCAUUUGAAUUUUUUUUCACUCACACCGCUCCACUCACUUCUUCCUCAUUCUUCUAAAUAAAAUCUUGCUACAAAAUGAGCAAUCUGGUAAGGGCUUCCGUCAACAGUUUUAUGAGUAAAAGAGAUCAUGAAAAAAUACCGAGACCUGCCACAAAUGUAGAUUAUACUCAGAAUCGUGAAGCAGAGUUUGCUUCGCCGAGUGUUGUUGUUGCUUCAUCAUUAGUUGAAGAUCAUGAAUCGGGGCGUUAAAAGCGGUCAGAUAGUUAUUAUAAAACGAGAGGUGGAUUUCAAGACUUAAAUGCUAUUUAUAAUGGUUUACCCCUUAUAACCCGAGAUAGAGUUGACAGAUAUCCCUGGCGUGCGUUUUAUUUUGUAAGGCCCAGAAACACAACGACAAAAUUACGAGAGUAUUAGUAGAAAGGUGGUGGUCAACGACGCACAUGUUCCAUUUUAUGAAUUUUGAAAUUGGAAUUACGCCUCUUGAUUUGUAUUUUAUUUGUGGAAUUCCAAGUGGAGUGGAAGACCUUAUAUCCUUCAACCAAAACGAAUGGGUGUCGGAUGAUAAAUGGAAGACGCUUCUCCCCUCGUUUUUAGAAUCACAAGUACGUGAAGAUCAUAAAGAUUUGAAAGAAAAUGGAAUACAUUGUUCAACGUUGAAGCGUUUCCUUCUCUACAAUAAAAACUCAACAAAUACAACUGACUAUCCUGAACUCGACAGGGUGUUUAUUUUAUGGUUAAUGGGUCAGACGUUCUUUCCAAACUCAACUAACGUUUCUCAUAUUGGUUGGCUUAAAGCGUUAGAAGAUCUUGAAAAAGCACCACAUUAUGAUUGGGGGUUUGAAAUUUUAGGAGAAAUGUACCGUGGGAUUGGUCAAGCGUCCAUAGGUAUACCUAACUUCACUGGUUUCUGGGGCAUCUUAGAGUAUUGGUGGUAUACGUACUUCUGUGUUCGUAAACCAAUUCUUAAAGACAAUACCGUAGACUUCCAAUUAUGGACAUGUACUACACGAGAAACCGGGCAAAGGACACUGGUAGCGACGACUCGGUUUCCAGUUUUUUCCAGAGGUAUCAACAGAUGACUUAGAGCCACAAGAAUGUUGUUGUUCACCCUUACUUUGAUUUCUUGAGUAUAAUCAUGAAGAUGUACAAGGUAUUCUUGAUUAUUCUCUCCUUAGAGUUGUUUUUUACACUCCAUAAACGGAUAGAGGGGUUUGGUACAUGGAAGAAAGACCUAUGUACCAGUUACGUGGGAUUUAUGCAAUUGAAAUUACCCGCCAUCACAGAUACAAAUCUCUGCAUCGGAUUUUGAUCGGGAGAGAAUGACGCCGUUGGUGAGGUGUGAACUAAACACACAGGUGAAUAUUAGUGAAGUUCAGUAUGUCAGAUGGUACCAGUCGAUUGCGAAGCCUGUAAUUGGUAUAAACGACAUGUACGUCUAUGGGUUCGAUUUUCCAGGGUUAUCACGCCUGGGUCAUGAUACAAACAUCGUUCCUAUCCAACAGCCUCAGGAAGAUCCAUGUUUUAUGACUUACCCCACCACGGGUGCAAGUGAUGAGUGCUAAAAAGUGCAUAUUUCUAUAUAUUUUUCUUGGCAUUUAACUCAUCUUUUGUGCAUUAAUUCUACAU